Molecule: messenger RNA, 1803 nt
Organism: Ananas comosus (pineapple)
Lineage: Eukaryota; Viridiplantae; Streptophyta; Magnoliopsida; Poales; Bromeliaceae
Product: UDP-glycosyltransferase 91C1-like
Exons: 1
Coding region: 120-1508 (462 amino acids)
Molecular function (GO): UDP-glycosyltransferase activity
Source: RefSeq, a predicted model, not a curated record
UGUCUUUAAUUUUCCCUCAAAUACUGCUCGGUCUCCUUCCCCUAUUCCUCCCCGGACCCUCUUUGCUUCUGCUUCGUCGUUUCCUUUUCCUACGAUAACAAUUAAGAAGAAGAAGAAGAAUGGCGGAGAGCCCACUCCACAUCGUGGUGUUCCCGUGGCAGGCGUUCGGGCACAUGAUCCCCUACCUGGAGCUGUCCCGCUCGCUGGCCGCCCGCGGGCACCGCGUCUCCUACCUCUCCGCCCCGCGCAACAUCCAGCGCCUGCCCACCCACUCCGCCCACCCCCUCAUCCGCUUCGUCCCCAUCCCCUUUUCUUCCUCUUCCGCCUCCCUCCUGCCCCCGGGCGCCGAGUCCACCGCCGACCUCCCCUCCGCCGACGCCCCCGACCUCCUGCUGGCCGCCGUCGACUCCCUCCGAGACGCCGUCGCCGACUUCCUCUCCUCCGCUGACCCCAAGCCCGACUGGAUCAUCCACGACUUCGCCCCCUGCUGGCUGCCCGCCAUCGCCGCCGACUUCGGCAUCCCCUGCGCGCUCUUCAACACCUUCCCCUCCUUCUUCGUCGCCUUCACCGCCCCCUACCUCUACGGCCCCCCGCCGCCGCAGAAGCCGCAGCCGCAGGAGCUCCCCGCCAGCCUGGUCUUCCGCCCCUACCAGAUCCGCCAGCUGAUGGGGGCCGCCCAGCGCAGCACCGCCGCCGUCAAUGUCGCCGAACGCUGGCGCACCGCCCGGGCCCAGGCCGAGUUCAUGGCCAUCCGCGACUGCGACGAGCUCGACGCCGACUGGCUCGCCAUUCUGCACGGCUUCUUCGACAAGCCGGUCGUUCCCGUCGGCCUCCUCCCUCCCGCCCGAAACGCCGGCGCGGACUCGGAUCCGCAUUCGUCGAGCAUCGUCCGCUGGCUGGACGGACAGCCUCCCUCCUCCGCGGUCUACGUUUCCCUGGGGACGGAGGCCACGCUGGACGCCGACCUCCUCCGCGAGCUCGCCCUCGGGCUCGAGUUGUCCGGCGCGCCAUUCGUCUGGGCGCUGCGGGCGCCGGCGGAGCUGCUUCUUCCGGAGGGUUUCGUGGCCCGAAUGGGCGACAGCGGGCGGGGAGUGGUGGCGACGGGGUGGGUCCCGCAGCUGGAGAUCCUGGGCCACCGCGCGGUCGGGGUGUUCGUGACGCACUGCGGCUGGAGCUCCAUCAUCGAAGGGCUGGGCUUCGGGCGGCCGCUGGUGAUGCUCCCCGUCCUGCACGACCAGGGGAUCAACGCGCAGGCCGUGGCGGCCAAGAAGGUCGGCGUCGAGAUCGAGCGGGACCUGGAGGACGGAUCCUUCACCAAGGAGUCGGUCGCCCGGGCGGUGAGGCUCGUCCUCGCAGAAGAAGCAGGCGAGGAGAUCAGGGCGAAUGCCAAGAAGAUGGAGGGCAUUUGCGGAAACAGGGAGUGCAACGAAAGGUAUGUGGAUCGUCUGGUUCAGCUGCUCAGAGAUCAUCAUUCUCCUCCUGCUGCUGCUGCUGCUGCCUGCAAGUAGAAUUCGGUCCAGGACUCGGAUAGGCGAAUAAAAUGUGUUUCUUUAGUUUCCUCCUCCUCCUCCUUGCUCUUCUGCUGCUGCUGCUGAGAUUGGUGAGUUGGUGGUAAUUGUUGUCCCUAUUGUUGUUGUUGUUUUUAUCGCCGUCUCCUCUUGCUGGUGAUGCUUUUUAACCAUUUUUUGGCCACAAGCAUUGGCAAGUGUUUUUUCUUUUUAGGGGAAUUUCAAAUUUGUACUGGUAAGUGUUGGAGAUUACUCGUUAAUAAUUGCAUGUUUCGUUUUGGUCUUUACUACGAUA